AUGCCUGUGAGUCAAAGAGGCGUGGUAGGGGUGGUGGGCAAUGUGAUCACGGGUCGAGGCAAGGGUCGUGGUCAAGGCCAGGAUCGAGGUACUAGUGGACCACGUCAGAAUCUUAACGAAAGUCAGAAAUCAGGUAAGAAAGAUCGUUCUAAAAUCUUAUGUUUUAGAUGUGAUAAAUAUGGUCACCAUGCUUCUGGAUGCCCUGAACGAAAACAGAAGCAGGAACAAUUUCAUCUGAACAAGACAAAGGAGGAUGAUCUGGCUUUAUUCAUGCACGAGACGGUAUUUCUGAAUGAAGAAAAUCUUAUCCCAAAGAGGUACGAAAACGAGUCUAAUAGUAAUGUUUGGUAUCUUGACAACAGGGCAAGUAAUCAUAUGACCAGGAACAAAAGUUUUUUCUCAGAGUUAAAUGAACGAAUUACUGGUAGAGUAAGGUUUGGUGACGGUUCAUGUGUGGGAAUUGGUGGUAAAGGUUCUAUACUGAUCGAAGGAAAAACCGGUGAGCAACGUCUUAUGACGGACAUUUACUUUAUACCAGACAUUCGUAGCAAUAUUAUUCGUUUGGGUCAAGCAACCGAACACAGAUGUGAUAUUCAUAUGAAGGGUGAAUACUUGACUAUGAAUGAUAGCACCAAGAAGCUACUUAUGAAAGUUCCAAGAAUGAAGAAUCGCAUAUACAUAAUUAAACUGAAAAUAGGAAUCCCGCUUGUUUACAUGCUAAACUAG
Messenger RNA from Helianthus annuus (common sunflower), 726 nucleotides. RefSeq lists its product as uncharacterized. The record is from RefSeq and is a predicted model, not a curated record. Gene Ontology annotation, molecular function: nucleic acid binding; zinc ion binding. The transcript has a single exon. NCBI's taxonomy places the organism in Eukaryota, Viridiplantae, Streptophyta, Magnoliopsida, Asterales, Asteraceae. Bases 1 to 726 code for a protein of 241 amino acids.